AUGGAAGCAGUGCAGGAGGUGAGCUUGGGCGCCCUGCUGGACGCUGGGGACGGCGCCGUGGUGACUCUGGUGGCCGGCGACACGCGGCUGGUGGCGCACAGGGCCGUCCUGGCCGCCAGGAGCCCCGUGAUGGCCGCCAUGUUCCUCCACGGCACGCCGGAGGCCAGCAGCGGCCAGCUCGCACUCCCUGACGUGGAGGGCCCGGUACUGCAAGAGCUGCUGGGCUACCUCUACACCCUGCAGGCGCCCCAGCUGCCCGGCAUGGCCCACCAGCUGCUGGCCGCCGCUGACAGAUACGGAGUGUCCGUCCUGAAGGCAGAGUGGGAGCAGCAGGUGGCCGCACAGCUGUCCGUCGAGACUGCGGCGGCCACCGCUGUCCUCGCGUUUAGGCACUCUGCUGACAGCCUGAAGCAGGCCGCCGUCGCCUACAUUAAGGCCCACUUGGUCAGUGUGAUGGGGACUCAGGGCUGCGCAGAUGCAAUGCAUAGCCAGCCUGAAGAUUUGAUCGAGGUUUGUCGGCUGGUAUCUGAUCCACCAGUGGAAGCCAGGCAGAGGCAAACUGCCAUUGAGCCUGGUAAUGCGUUACUAGAAGAAACAUGCCUACAAGAAGUGACUGCUGAAUAUCUGGAGAUCACUGCAGAGAAAUCGUCGUACUUCGUUGGAAAUGGUGUUCAAACACAAGUAUUUUGUACCCAGGAGAGCACAUCAUACACUAUAAAUAACACGAACUUAAAGGAAAAGGAGUUUCAAGACUUUGGCUGCAGUUCAAGCACGCCGAAUUUUUCAUCAGACAAGAAGUUUAGCAUCGACAGUGUUCAGUCAACUGCACGUAACAGUACAUCGUCUGAUGAAGUAUCUCUCAGCCAUAGCAGCUUCACCACACAUUCUGUGACGAUGCCAGAAUUGCCGAACAGGAAUAUCAAUGUGGCACAAUCACUGUUAAAUUUCGUAGGACUCAGUCCCAUGAAAUAAUGUGUGCUGAUGAGAGACCACACAAAUUCGAUUUUUCUAAGGAAACCUUCCCUACAACUGAAAAUUUCAGUCCACAAAAAUCUGUCGUUAUCGAGAAAUCCCUAACUCAAUUAAAUGUUUUCAAAAAACAAGCUACAGUACACGAUAGUGAGGGAAUUCAGAAACGUGAAGUUCAUGGGAAAUCCAUUAGUCAGUCUAAUGAUCUCAAAACACAUACAUUAACACACACUAGCAAGAAAUCACACAAAUGUGAUGUUUGUGGGAAAUCUUUUAGUAAGUCAUCCCAUCUGAAAACGCAUACAUUAUGGCCAGAGACAUCACAAAUGUUUGUGGAAAAUGCUUUAUUAGGUCUGAUACUCUGAAAAGCCAUUUACUAACACAUACUGGAUACAGAGCACACAAAUGUGAAGUCUGUGGAAAAUUAUUUACCAGGUCUAGCAGUCUGAGGAGGCACACCCUAGUCUGUAAGGACCUAAGAUUACACACAAGUGCCAUUUGUGGGACAUCUUAAACUACAUCUGGAGAUCUGAAGUAGGGUAUCCUUAUGCACAUCAGUAAGAAACCAGCCAAAAUCAUGGAAAUAGGAUACCAUUGUGCCAUAGAUAAAAUGGGAGACAGACCCUACAUGACCUGCCAGUGUCCUUAAUUAGGUCAGUAGAAAUUGUAAGAGCGAGGUGUCAGAAAUAAGAAUGUUAGUUGCAGUGGUAGAGUUCAUAUUGAUAUCCAUAGCACAUAGAUUAGUGCUUAUUUUAGGGAAACCAAACUUAAUUUUCUAUGUAAACCCUAUAUUGCUACUUUAAAUUUUUGCGGCAGCCCAUUCUAUACACUGCAGUAGGCUCAGAUAUCUGGUGAUGUUGAAAUAAAUUUUAUUGGUUGUGUUCUAAA
Molecule: messenger RNA, 1857 nt
Organism: Schistocerca cancellata (South American locust)
Lineage: Eukaryota; Metazoa; Arthropoda; Insecta; Orthoptera; Acrididae
Product: protein roadkill-like
Exons: 2
Coding region: 1-972 (323 amino acids)
Biological process (GO): regulation of proteolysis; proteasome-mediated ubiquitin-dependent protein catabolic process
Cellular component (GO): cytoplasm; nucleus
Molecular function (GO): ubiquitin protein ligase binding
Source: RefSeq, a predicted model, not a curated record